Molecule: messenger RNA, 1914 nt
Organism: Pichia kudriavzevii
Lineage: Eukaryota; Fungi; Ascomycota; Pichiomycetes; Pichiales; Pichiaceae
Exons: 1
Coding region: 1-1914 (637 amino acids)
Molecular function (GO): aldehyde dehydrogenase (NAD+) activity
Source: RefSeq, a predicted model, not a curated record
AUGGCAGAGAUAUUCAAUCUUACCGAUAUACUAGUCCAGAUAAAUGACACAAUUCACACAAUGAAUAUCACGUUCCUUUCAUCCCCUUUGCAGUUGCACUUUGAUGAAAAAUCAAAUGCUCCAAUGCAAAUAUCGAUUUCUUUGCUUGUCAUUAUCAUAACAUUUCUAGCAUUUGUAUUACGCAAAACCCGUAAAAGGGUAGAAAAACCACUAAAGUUUGAAAUUCCUUUUCCAGAAGCUUCUCAACCAAAUUGGAAGGGUAAAAGGCUAACAGUACCUGAUAUUUAUCAACCUGAAGAUCCGGAAAACAUUUAUUGUUACUGUCCAUCCACUAGUCAAUUAUUGGGGAAGUUCAAGUCACAUUCUCCUGAAGAGAUUGAUGCUCUGAUAAAAAAGGCCGAAGUUGCUCAACCCAAGGUUUAUAAUGAUGAAAAAUUUCAUUUAAAGAAGAGAAAGUUUCUUAGAACACUGAGUGAAUUUAUCAUCAAAAACCAAAAGGAACUAGCCAGAGUUGCUUGUAGGGAUUCUGGGAAGACUAUGGUUGAUGCGUCGAUGGGUGAAAUUAUGGUGACAUUGGAGAAGAUUAACUGGAUUUUGAAACACGGCGAUGAUGUACUAAAGCCAAGCGAUAGGCCAGGUCCAGCAAACAUUUUAAUGAAAUACAAGAAAGCACAGGUAUGGUAUGAGCCAUUAGGUGUUGUGUGCGCUGUUGUUUCAUGGAACUAUCCAUUUCACAACUUAAUGGGUCCAAUUAUUGCAGGUGUUUUCUCCGGGAAUGGCGUGAUAAUUAAGUGUAGUGAAAGAGUUAGAUGGAGUUCUGAGUUUUUCAUCAAUGUCGUCAAGGGCGCCUUAAAGACAUGUGAAAUUGACGAAGAUCUUGUUCAAUUGGUUUGUUGUUGGGGUAAGGAUGCCGAUGCAGUCACCGGAAAUCCUAGACUAAACCACCUGACUUUCAUUGGUUCUAGACCAGUUGCUAAAUAUGUUGCUAAAAAGGCAAGUGAGAAUUUGAUACCAUUAGUUGUUGAACUAGGUGGCAAGGAUGCAGUUGUAAUAUGUGAAGAUUAUUUGAAGCAGAAGGGUAUCGAUACGAUAGCAAAGACUAUAUUGAGAGGUACAUUUCAAAGUGCAGGCCAGAAUUGUAUUGGUAUUGAAAGAGUCAUUGUUUGUGGUGAUCGGGAAAACUACAAAUUGUUGAUUCAAAAACUGAAGGAAAAAAUUGACCAAUUUCAUAUUGGUUCGGAUAUCGACCAAGUUGAAGAGAUCGACAUGGGAGCUAUGAUCAUGGGUGGUGAACAUUUUGACAAACUAGAAUCUUGGAUUGAAGAGGUUAGCUCUAAAGACCAAGGUAAAGUCUUAUGUGGUGGUAGGAGAUUUAUACAUCCGAAUUAUCCACAAGGGCAUUUCUUUCAGCCUACAUUAAUAGCCGAUUUAGAUCCAAGCAGCGUAAUUGCACAAAAUGAAGUAUUUGGUCCUAUUUGUAGCGUUAUGUUUGCCGAAAAUGACGAACAAGGUUUACAGCUGGCAAACAAUUCCGAGUUUGGUUUAGGUGGAGCAAUUUUUACAGCAGAUAGAAAACACGGUUUUGAAAUGGCAAGGAAGUUCAAAACAGGCAAUGUUGCCAUCAACGAUUUUGCGACCUUCUAUGUUUGCCAGUUACCAUUUGGAGGUAUCAAGGGGUCCGGAUACGGUAAGUUUGGAGGCGAGGAAGGAUUAAGAGGGUUAUGCAAUGAGAAGAGUGUAUGCUUUGAUAGAACCCCAUUAAUAGGCACGUCUAUUCCAAGUGUUAUCGAAUAUCCAAUUAAAAAUGGAAAAAAGGCAUGGAACUUUGUUUCGUCUAUGAACAAGGCCGCCUAUGAUUAUAGCCUGCAUGGCAAGAUUAACGGUAUUUAUAAAUUGGCCCAGAAUGCCAACUGA